UCAAGGUCAAGCCACAGACAUGAGUGAUGAGAGCUCAGGAACAUUCCUCCUGCUGGCUGUGCUUGUCCUGGGCAUCUUGGCUGAUCCCUGUGAGAGCCAAGAGUUGCGAUGUCAAUGUAUUGAGACAUAUUCUGGCUUUGUUCCUCCCAAAUUCUUUACAAAUGUUCAGUUGAUACCAGAAGGUGCCCAUUGCAGUAGAAAAGAAAUUAUAGUCACAUUGAAAGAUGGGAGAUUAGUUUGUUUGGAUCCUGAGGCUGAAUGGGUGAAGACUGUUAUCAAAAAGAUUACAGACAGUGCCUCUAACUAACGGACAUACAAGGAACAUCACAUCCCAUGAGUAUCAAGAGCCCUUUCAUCGUGAGCUUGGACAUCCUCCAGAAAUUUCUUUGAAAGUAGCACCAAUUUAUGCUAAUUUAAGACUAGAAUGAACUGCUUUCUCUACUUAUCCUGGAAACAUAAAGAUUGUUUUCAGUCAAGUGACUGGCUACGAGUGAAGAGAGUAAUGGGGGAAAGGUGAUGACAUUUUCAUUACGUAAGAAGGAUAGUCCCCAAAACUCAUACAGUAGGUAAGAGGUUUCCCUGUUAGGAUCGAUACAUCUUAACAGAUUCCACCUCCUCCAGGCUGUUCCUUACCACCUUUUAGUCCACUUAACUUUCUGGUCAGCUCUGACAUUUGACCUUAUAUGUCUUUCCACCACAUCCUUUGAAAUCACCCUUAAUGACAUCAAUAUUUUUAAAACGAACACCCUGGUCUCUUGACUGCUCAACCUUUUAAGUUCCAAAAGCCUUAAUAUCCACCCUAUUUUAGUCAUCUACAACCUUGGAUCUCAGCAUAAUGUAAGAUUAUUUAUCUACAGUGUUCAAAACUAAAAUAUUUCUUUCAGAGGAAUUUUUCAUCCAUUAUAAAAUCUGAAGUAAGUAUGCAUUUAAGAAGCAGGAAAUGGGAUGCCAUACAGUUGUAUAAUAAAAUUUUCUUAAAUUUUAAGAAUUCACUUUUUUUUUUUAAAGAUUUUAUUGGGGAAGGAGAACAGGACUUU
This is a messenger RNA of Rhinolophus ferrumequinum (greater horseshoe bat), 1037 nucleotides long. RefSeq names its product C-X-C motif chemokine 15-like. Gene Ontology annotation, cellular component: extracellular region. Lineage: Eukaryota; Metazoa; Chordata; Mammalia; Chiroptera; Rhinolophidae. Gene Ontology annotation, molecular function: CXCR chemokine receptor binding; chemokine activity. Gene Ontology annotation, biological process: antimicrobial humoral immune response mediated by antimicrobial peptide; chemokine-mediated signaling pathway; cellular response to lipopolysaccharide. The transcript has 4 exons. The record is from RefSeq and is a predicted model, not a curated record. The coding region runs from base 20 to 307 and encodes 95 amino acids.